This is a messenger RNA of Corvus hawaiiensis (hawaiian crow), 521 nucleotides long. It is a transcript of the gene NAA38, whose product is annotated as N-alpha-acetyltransferase 38, NatC auxiliary subunit. Gene Ontology annotation, cellular component: NatC complex. The record is from RefSeq and is a predicted model, not a curated record. Lineage: Eukaryota; Metazoa; Chordata; Aves; Passeriformes; Corvidae. The transcript is spliced from 4 exons. Gene Ontology annotation, molecular function: RNA binding. Bases 1 to 513 code for a protein of 170 amino acids.
AUGGCAACGCCGCCGGAAGUCCCGGCCCUGCGCGCCGCGGGGUGCGCUGGGAAACGGAGUCUUUGGUUCCGCCCCGUUAUUUCCCUAAAUCAGCACCCGCCAUUGCCGGCCGCGGGUACCGCGCGGGGCACGGCGGGAGUUGUAGUUCCUAGCUCCGCCCCCCUCGGCCGCGCGAGGGCUGCCGGGAAGCGGCGCCAUCAUGGCGGAUCCGCCGGAGGAGGCGGGAGGCGGCCCAGCCGAGCCCGGGGCGGGGGGUCCCGGGGCCCCCCCCGGGGGCGGCAGCGGCUCGAGGCGCUGCUGAACCGCAGCCUCCGCAUCCGCAUGUCGGACGGGCGGACGCUGGUGGGAGCGUUCCUGUGCACGGACCGCCAGAGCAACGUGAUCCUGGGAUCCGCGCAGGAAUUCCUGAAAGCCGCGGACGCGUUCCCGGGCAGUGAACCCCGAGUGCUGGGGCUGGCCAUGGUGCCCGGGCACCACAUCGUGUCCAUCGAGGUGGAGCCCCCCUACCCCUGAGGGACCCC